Molecule: messenger RNA, 747 nt
Organism: Penicillium subrubescens
Lineage: Eukaryota; Fungi; Ascomycota; Eurotiomycetes; Eurotiales; Aspergillaceae
Exons: 5
Coding region: 1-747 (248 amino acids)
Molecular function (GO): hydrolase activity
Source: RefSeq, a predicted model, not a curated record
AUGUCUUGUGAAGCGUGCCGUAGUAUUCCGCCCGUGACGGCAAAUGGAUACACCCCCCAAGGCCAGUUUGAGAAAAUCGCCGGCCUCAACACCUACGUCACCGGCAAAGCAGAUGCAAAGAUUGGACUCGUAGACAUCUACGAUGUCUUUGGAAUGGCCAGCCAGACCAUCCAAGGUGCGGAUCUGCUCGCAGCGAGGCUGAAUGCAGUGGUGCUCAUCCCGGACUUUUUUGAUGGAGAGCCGCUGAAGCAUGAAUAUGUUCCCGCCAACACCGAGGAGAAGAAACAGAUCAUUGCGGAAUUUAUGGCCCACAAAGCCAAUAUCCCGCGCAACGUUGGUGUGGUGAUCGAGGCCGUUGAGGAAUAUCGCACCCGAUUCUUGUCUGUCCGGAAGUGGGGUGGGUUUGGCCUAUGCUGGGGUGGAAAGGUCACCGUUCUGGCGUCUGGCCCCAACACCCCGUUCGCUGCGUCGGGCCAAGUGCAUCCCGGAAGGGCCGACCCGGCGGAUGCGCAAGCGCUGUACAUUCCUCAUAUCAUGCUGGCCUCUAAAGAUGAGCCCGCUGACGUUAUCGCGGGCUACGCUGACUUCUUUGCCAAGGGCGAGAAGGAAGGAUAUGUUGAAACAUACAGCAAAAUGUGGCAUGGAUGGAUGGGUGCUCGAGCGGAUCUUGAGCAGGAGGAAAGCCGGGCUGAAUACGCUCGUGGGUACAACCAGCUGGCCGACUUUUUUGAGAAGCACCUCUCUUGA